UGUUACUCUACUCGGCCGCAGCAACCUUCUGCGACACGAUCUGUUAAUAUUGUCGCCCAGUGGAACUACUUCUCGAGCUUUUACGCAGGCGGCGCUAGUGGCCGCAGAGAGAACCCAGAGAUCUCACUAUCAACAGGCGGGGAUCAAAAUCGAUACUGCGCGUUUGAUCAUAAUACUUUCAAUUUAGUAUUUCGCAUCGGCACAAUGAAGAAGCAUUGCUAAAGCGAUUGAUAUGCAUGGUUGAUGCUGCAUGAUGAUGCCGCGACGCACUUACGAUCUCUUUCUGGUCGAUAGUACAAGAUUGCAUCAACUAACUCUACUCGCAUGAGGUGACAUAGCAACUUUCUGUGGUCCGCAUCUUCAUCAUCGAUUACAUUCAAUUUUCAUCCGAAAAUCCAAAACACAGCAGGCGACUAUCAGUGAGACCUUCGGAGAUGAGGUAUUGGUACCAUUGUAUGGGUUUUAGUAUACACUGACUUGUAUUCUAACCGUGUACCCAUCCGAAGUUUUAUUACUAGGGUAGGAGUUUUAGUUUUUCUUUUUUUGUCUUGUGACAAGGACAAAGCAGCAGGAAGUAUCAUUCCAUGACUACCUUUUAUACGCAAAAAGGUCGACAUUGUGUCCGUGUCUUCACUAAAGUCGUAGCACACAUGUUUUGUGAUUUGCGUACUACACAUGUGUUUAGGGAAAUAUGAUCUGAAGAGCUUUUGUCUUCAUCAACUUUCCACCUGAAAUUCGCGUUUAUUUCAGCAAGCAGGAGAAGCAAUUUUCAUUUUGUGUGUGGCUCAGUCUUUAAUGGAAAAGAAGUACAAGAAAAAAAAAGACUCUACUUGUUUUGGCACGACGUUUAGUCACUCCUAUCUCGUCGAAUAAUAAAAGUCAAGGCGACUUCUUGCCUAUGGAAAAUAGCCCUACGAAGAAAGUUUAGUUGUAGAAAGAUAUUUGCUCCACAAGUGUUGCUUUUCGUAGCUUGUAGGAAGACGAAAUAGCAAUCGGUGCUACAAAAUUUAUUCGAAAAUUGUUGCUAGGCCACACGGGGCAAAAAAUUGCAGUCAAAUUGAAAUGGUUUAUUUCUUUCUUCCGAGUCUCAAUACUCAAAGCAAUAGCACUCACACUUACUCUACAUGGAUAUUAUUUGUUAGGUUUUCCAACUGAAGCCGACCAAAACACUACACUUUUACUCCUAGCGGCUUCGAGCAUUGCUGCUCCAGCAGUGCCUAUCGACAGCUAUUGCAAGCUAAGAGCACAAAAACGAAGACUACAGGAGCAAAGGUGUUUGGCGUUGGUUGGGGGAGACACCAGCAGCGAAAACGAGUAGACGACAUCGAGCCGUUGCAAAUUGUCAAAUCACCGACUCGCGAGAGGUUCUUCCAGAGAACGUUGUAAGUCAACGAGUCACGGCAUUUUUGCACUGCACUGCGACGGAGGUGACAUUUAGAUUUACCGAGAUAAUUCUUACUAGUAAAAGAGUCUAUUUAUACAGUUUUGAGCUAAUGCUCUUGCUCGCUGGCUUGUCCUCGUGCUUGUUCUUGGACAGAUGCAAAAUGAAUAAAUCCUUUAUCAAUCUAGUAAAGCUACGAGGCAGCCUGCAACUUAUCCCCAAAAGUUAUGGGCGAGGCUGCAAGAGCAGCAGCGGUUCCGAUGACUGAACGCACUGCGCAGCAGGAGGUGGAGGCGCCGCGGAACUAUAGGGUCAGUCUCAGUCGAAUGACGCCGGAAGAACAGCUAUCUUCACACGUGUCCUCUCCAACUUUGUCUUGCGCACCUGCGGAUGAUCUGUUUGAAGUCGACCAGUUGUUCAGUCCAAGAACAAUCACCCUAACUGCGACCCCAGUCGAAUUCCAGCACUUUGCCUCGAGGAAAACGGAGGACAUGGGCAAUUUUUGUGAAUCUAACCUGUGCGAGGUAAGGAAUCACGCGUAA
This is a messenger RNA of Amoebophrya sp. A120, 1923 nucleotides long. NCBI's taxonomy places the organism in Eukaryota, Dinophyceae, Syndiniales, Amoebophryaceae. The record is from the annotation of a GenBank genome assembly.